Molecule: messenger RNA, 16578 nt
Organism: Porites evermanni
Lineage: Eukaryota; Metazoa; Cnidaria; Anthozoa; Scleractinia; Poritidae
Source: the annotation of a GenBank genome assembly
AGAAAACCUUGUAAUGCAGUGACCCAGUAUGCUCCACGGACCAUAGAGGAAAAAACUAAAGGGGAGAUACAAAAAUCAAUGGUUGACUUACUUAGUUUUAUGGACAAGGUCACGCCAAGGUACAUGUAUUAUGAUCAAAUAUUAUAUGUAUGUGCUGGCUAUUACUUUACUGCUCAGUACCUGGAGAAAAGUAUUUGGUUUUUGCUAUACCCAGGGUGCAAAGAAAAUUAUUUUUACAGCUUGCCAUUCAGGCAAGCUGAAGCCAGCAUUUACCAGCCCAGACAUCAUUUCAACUAGCCCCCAUACCUUUUGACUGUGAAAUAAUAACAUGAUGUACAGUAUUUGCACUCCAUGGUAUCCAUUCACUUAUCCUACAUGUACCCCUUGAUCUCACUGCAUCUUUUUUUGGAUCUGCCAAUCCAUACACCCACCUAAAUGGGCUGUUGCAAUUUUUAUAAAAUACUUGUAAUAAUAAUAAAAUAAUGGAACUAAAAUAAUACAUGCCAUUUUCCAUUUCUGGAAUUAAAGUUGAACCUCCAUUUAACAACCAUCUCUCCACAACGUUCACUUCUCUACUACAGCCCUUUUUUCGCGGACAUUCCAUACAUCAUGACUCUUCUUUAAACCUCUCUACAAUCAAAUGGCCACUUUCUUCUGUCCCCAAGGUGGCCGUUGCGAAGAGGCUCGUCAGCUAUAAUCUUGUACAUUUUGUUAGUUGUGUAAUGUUCAAAUGUACAUCAUUAUCAGCAUGCAAAGAAAUAGUGUCCGAUAACUCGGGACUAGUGGAUUUUGCUAUCAGGCCGGUGCGUUCUAUUCUUAAGUUAACAGGCAAGUGAUGUUUUUCAGGGAAUUCAAAUCACAAAGGAACCGUAAUCAAACCUGCUCAUCAAAAAUUUUUUUUUCGUGUUAGUUGAAACGACUUUUGGACUAGUACACGCUAACUACAACUUACCUGAAUGGCAAGGUGUAAAAGUCCCUUUCUUUGCACCCUGCAUUAUCAUGUAUAAAAGAUUUAGACGUAUUUGUUGUUGUUGCAGAUUUGAGUUGGCUUUACAACAAAAUGAGAUUUUAGAUGUGUUUUAUGAUGACUAUUUGUCCCUGGCAGAUGAUGAAACUACUUUUGGUGCAAAGUCAGACAACUAUUUAAAGGUUAUGUGAUACAUCAUGAAUCAUAACACAAAACCAAUAAAAACUUACAAUUUUACUUGUUAGAGAACUCAUGCACAAGAAAGAUAUUUACCACAGUGUUUUCAAGUUAGAUCCGAGGAAAUGAGAAUAUGUUUGUUAAACACAACAUUAUUGAAUUUAAGUGUCACUCAGCAAAUUUUCAUUCUUUGGCAUAUACAUGGAAACAACAUGUACAUGUACCGUAGUUGAAGUUAAGAUUUCUUUUGGUAAUAAAAAAUAUUAUAUGUAAUUACUAAAUUUAUGCUCAAGUGCAUUUUUUUGUCUAAAUAUAUUGUGGUUCUGCCAUUAGGUAGCUGUAUAGCUACUUCAUAUUAAAGCAGAGAUCUUUUUGCUUAGAGGCCAGGUUUACUGAAGUCUCCUAUACUACAACAGUUUGCAGAAUGUUCGUUUGUCUUCUAAGUUGCAGGAAAUGUUUUUAACAGUCUUUCUGAUUUGUAUUCAAGGUAAUAAUUUGCAAUCAUGUGAUGUUUGCAGGAAUACCAGUCCUUCACUGAUCUUCAGUACAGCAAGGAAAAAACUAUCACAGACAUCCAAUGGCAUCCUGCUAUCAAAGGUAACAUUAACCUUUAAAGUUGCCUGUAAAGUUGAUUGUAAAAUGGCCUGUAAAGUUGUCUCUAAUUUUGCAUAAUGAAAUAAAGAAAGAAAUAAAUAAACAUUAACUAUGACAUUCCAGAGGAUUUUUUGCCUUUAAUGCAGGUUGCUAUGAGCAAUCUCUACAGGGUACAGUGCAGUAGAUGUUUAGCUAAAUUGUUUAGUUUGACACCUAGGACUCUGUUUCUCUGUUAUUUUUUGAGCAAACAGGUUUAAAAAAUCUAGAAAAACUAGUGCAUUAAUUAUUCUUUAAGACUAUAAUGCACUAACAAGGUGACAUAAAAAACAAAUAGUUAUACAGAUGUACAUUAAGUAUUAAUUUUGUGAAUCAUACUGCCCUGUAUAAGCGUGUCAGUACUUACAGGGAGUGUAGAGUGUUCUAGACAGAAAUAUUUAUUCCCCUUUCAAAAUUAUUUUGCAUCUAUGUAUGAAUGCAGUUAAAGACAGAUGAGUUUAUCUUUUGGUUCCCAAAUAAAUGCUGGGUAUGAAAGGUGGAGUUGUGGAUCCAGCCAGAAAAGUUUGAAGUAAACAGCCAGAUUUGCUUUAGAGAAUAUUGUAAAUUUGUAAUUUGAAUUUUUGUAAAUUGUAAUUUGUUUACCCACGGAGCUCUAAGGAGUUCUUAAGAACUCGUUGAAACGUGUCCGUGCGUUCCAGAUGGAAUUGGAAAUUGAAAGUGUUGGUUUUUAAGGAGAGGGGAAAACCAAAGUACCCGGAGAAAAUCCUCUCGGAGCAAAGGAGAAAACCAACAACAAACUCAACCCACAUAUGGCGUCAACGCCAGGAUUCGAACCUGGGGCACAUUGGUGGGAGGCGAGUGCUCUCACCACUGCCGCCACCCUUGCUCCCCGAUAUAAGAGCAAAACGGCCUCAGAGAGAAAUUUAUGAAAGCGUCUAGAUUUGGGCAUCAUUUUGGGUUAUUACUGCCACGGACAUUGUGAAGAAAUUGAAAAAUACAAGUUAGUUAUUCAAGAAGUUAACCCUUAUCAGAUGCUUAAAAAAAUCAGUGUCCGUAUUAACGGGGUUUGACUGAAAAGUGUUUAUUGAUGACUUGUCUUUCUCUUGUUCUUCACAUUCAAUAGGCAUCAUUGCAGUUUCCUGUGGUGAAGGUCUUUCAUUUGAUGACAGGGUGGAUUACUUUUCACGUAUUCUUAUGACUUCUUCGCUGGUACUUAUUUGGAGCUUCUCUGACCCGAUUCAUCCGCUGGUAUGUGUUUUUGUAGUAAAAUAAAGCAAAGGGUACUUUCAAAAAAUGUAGUAGACAGUGUUAUUGAUGUUAAUGUUUUUCCAAAGACAUAACAGACUUUACAAUAAAGAAAAUGACAUUCUGACGGUUUUACUGAAGAUGCAUUAGCAUGGUAAUUGCGCAAAUUAAACGACGGAUGAUUAAAAUGAACAUUUUUACGUAAAACUGUUCUUGCUAAGAAUGAUGUUAUUGAAUUGCCGUAAAAUAAAAUGAAUUUAUAUUGUCUGUUAAUGAAAGCCAAAGGUGUAUUAGUGAAACCAAUUGUGUUAAACACUGGAGAGAAAUUUAUCCAGUGGAUUGGGUUAUCCACAUGAUAAUUGGAGGUGUUCAAAUAGUAUUUUUAAAACAGAAUGUAUUGUUCUUUAGGCUCUUCUUGAAGCUCCUGAUGAUAUCUUUUGCUUCAAGUUUAAUCCUUCUGACCCAAAUAUCAUUGCUGGAGGCUGCAUAAAUGGACAGGUAACAGUUCAAUUCCAUGUUUGUAUAGCUGCAAGUAUUUUAAUUGUCUUUCUUUAAAAGGACGUAGCGUGUUGCACGAAAUUUUUGCAGGUUCUAAGUUUUGCGAUUUUUCCAGCUGUUCGCAGAAGUAAGUUCCCGCAAAUAAAAAUUAGGGCAAACAUUUUUCCCCCAAAAAUUUACUCCCGAGUAAAUAUUUUUUAAUUCGCUACACAAAAUACUAAGGAAUCCUGUCUGUUCAAUAAGAGCUUGUCUUUUUCAUUCAGAAACAAAACGGUAUACAAUGAAAUACUGGUUUAUUGUUUGAAAAUAUGUAAUUUUUUUUAAACGUAGUCAAUAGAAACGAAAAUAUUAUCAACGCUGGGUACUGGGCACUUUCUAAAAUUACAAAAAUUAAUUCCCAGCAAGAAAAACCAAUUUGUCCUAAUCACAAAAAUUAAUUCCCUGCAAUACACCAAAAAUCACCAAUCCGCGAAAAUAGACUCCCGCAAAAAUUUCGUGCCACACGGUCAAUGCAUAUCCUGUUUUAAGUCAUAAACUACGAAUGGUCCCUCAUUUUCCUCAGGGAUAAUUCGCAAGCGCGCGUGAAAAUUGCCACGCGCGAGUCACGAGAGGAGAAGCGAGACGUGAAGGAAGUAUAGAGAAACUUACUACAGACAAAGCCAAAUCAUAAAUGUUUGACUUUCUAUCUCAUCUCCUCGUGUCACCUCCCUCGCGGGUGGUGAUUUUCAUGCCUGCUCGCGUGUUUUGCUUGUUCUAUUACCCCUGAAGAAAAACGAGGGAGUACUCGUAGUAUACAGUGUUGCUAAGCCACCAUGGUUGGACACAAUCAUGGUCUUCAACAAUUUUUUCAUGUCAUGCGUGGGAUUCAUGGGACUGUAGAAUGAUUACCACCGUAAUAUUCACUACAAUUAUUAAUAAUCAUUGAUUAUUGAUCAGCGUUCGUCUUAUUCUCUUGCCUGUUGGAUUCGGGCAAAAUGGGAAAACUGAGCAGGGGAAAGCGCAGGGGUGGGGGGCCGAAGAGGUAAUGAAAUGUUUUGAAGGUGCUGUUUUUGUCGCGAGUAUCCAUCAGAUGUAACCUAUUUCCCUUUACUUUGUGGUAUGGUCAGCUAUUGACCUAUCUUCCUUUAGGGCAAGGGGUCUAAUUCACUAAAAAAAAAAUUUAGUCAGGGCUAAAAGCGAAGCUCUCGUUAAUAUCUAUAGUUUACUGAAACAAAAUAUAAAAUCAUGUAAUGCUAAUCAAGCGGCGACGGUAGCAGUAGAUUUAAUUAACAAAAAAACAGGUUUGCACGUGCAAGCACACUUUUUUUGUACAUCUCUUUGCCGUUGUUUUGCACGACGACAACGUGAAACUUCCAGAAACUUUCUAGUUACACUUUUUAUGGAGGAAAUGUUGUAAGUGGUCCUGUUCACUUUUUUUUCGCUAGCGCUCAUUUUUACCUUGGUGGCCGAUAGCAUUUCUCAUUUGCUCACAGCCGCUUUAAAAUUUUCAUGUUAUUCUUCAAACGAAAUUGGUCUCCUUUGUUUUUUUUUAUCUCUGGCUCUAGCUUUCUCUGUUAUCCACGCCAAUGUAGACCUUAAAAUUAAGUCGAAAGAAAUAAUCGACUUCGUUGUUGCUCUUUUUCAUCUCUAAAAGUCCGGGUGGCUAUGCGAUGUACCGCCGAAACGCGUGGGUACUUGAAAUGCAAUAUUUCACCUCGACUUACAUGAAGGGGUGGACGUACGUACGGACGAUUUUCUCAGAACCAAAAUUUCUUGGAUUCAUAGAUUACCAAAUUUUCUUACCCAUGGUGCUCCGCUGCAUGCGUUUCGCGUGUGAGAGAGCUCCGCCAUUUCCCAAUUAGUCAGACAAAAAGGUGAUGAUAAAGUUGCAACAAAUUUUUUGGGGAAAUAAACGCGCCUUGAUCGACUGUGUUUUUCACUGCUAGAGGAUUACUUUUAAUAGUCUAAUUGUAGAAGUGAAGCCAAUGAAAAUGCAGGAUUUGCAAUUAGUCCACUAGUUCUUAACACAGCAAUUACAUUAGGAACAGGAACCAGUGAAUUUUAUUUAACAAGAUUUGGAAAAAAAAAUUGCUGCAAGAAUGUACCUUUUGCGAAUCACCAACCCCCCUCUCUCUGGAAUCAAUGCUGUGAUGUCUUUAAAAGAAAGCUUCUACGCUAGGCGUUUGUAUGAAGCAACAUUGAGUUGGGGGAGGGGGCCUCUUUGCUUGAUGCGGUUGGUAUGGAAAGGGUUAUGUUUAGUCAGCUAAUUUGCAUAAACGAAAAAACAACCUUCCUCAAGUAGUCAUGUCCGGAAUUGCUGGUGUUGAAAUGAAUGAGUUUGUGAUGAUAAUCAGUUGUAAAUUUAUGUGAAUUAUUUUCUUGUGUUUAGAUUGUGUUGUGGGAUAUAACAAAUCAUGGUGACAGAUUACGCAGCCACAGACAGUCCCAUGGUCAAACAAAGAAAAACUCCAUGAACACACUGGUAAGGAGUGCUCAGCAUACUAUGGCAUUUAUCAGUAACUGCAGUUUUAAUCUGGAUAGAGGAACUUUGAUUUGUGUACUGUUGAAGCGGAAAGCUGAUUGCAUGAUACGUAGAUGCGUUUUUAGCCUGCAAGGAAGGGGGAUAUUGUAUGAAGUGACGCGCGAGUGGCACGCGUAACGAAACGGAAGAGCGAGAAGCGGGUUUGCCACUAAUGCUGGUCAAUUAUUUGCCUUCAAACAAGGUAGAUAUCGUGAGAAGUCACGCUCAAGUUGCACGCUUCAGGAGACACGCGAGCGAGGGGUGGGUUUGCCAUUUGCUUGGGCGUUCACUUUUUAGCCCGCAGGCAAGGGGAUAUCGCGAGAAGUCACAUGCGAGGGGCGCGUUUAAGGAGACGGAAGAGCGAGGACCAGGUUUUCCACUCACGCGGAUCACUUAUUUGCCUACAAGCAAGGGGGAUAUCGCGAGAAGUAGCUUGGGCGUUCACUUUUUAGCCACGAGUACCAUUCCGUUCGCCAAACGAAAUGGAGAGCUUGCUCGCAGGUUAAUGUGUAUUCAGAAAUGCCAUCUUCAUCAUAUCGGCUAUCCUAAUGCCCGAUAUCUCCAAUAACCGGGCUCCUUCUAAAAUUUCUGAAUUGCUCGUCCGUUCUAACAUGAUCCACUCUCAUUAUACCAGAUUUUCUGCCGCAGGUAAUUUUUAUCUCUAGAGAUCUAGACUCAAUCAGCUAUUAUUACUUUUUCUAGAAGUGGUGUAACAAUUUGGAGCAAAAUUCCUCUUACGUUACGUAAACAGCCCAAAGACCCUUUCAAGCGUAAAUUACAUAAAUUACUGAUCAAGGUUUUGGAGACCAAGAAGGUGUAUGUCGAUAUGAGUACCAUUACCAAUUCCUACCUGAACUCCUUAUUCAGUUAAAGUGUUUUCCUUCCUUAUAUCUAUAGGUGCUACAUUUUAUUUAUUUAUUUCAUUUUAUUUUUGUUUUCUCUUCACUUACCGUUCUUUUGCCGAAUUUAUAGGAGACAAUUACUGUAUUGUUGCCCACCUAGAAUAGCUUCAGUAAUUGUGGGUAACAUAGUCUUAAAUUAUUUGAUAGUUGAAUAAACUGUUGUUGUUGUUAAAAAAAAAGUCUCAUCGCGCCAUAAGGCGCGAAAUGUGCUUUAUGCAAAAUAUGAUCCAUUACUUAAAAGUGUUUGUUUGCCGGUAAUAUUGGUAUUUCAAGGAGAUUAUUUUUCAAGCAAAUUUAAUGAUUUAUUAUCUCAGAGAGAAUAUCAAUCAACAUAAGCGUUUUUUUCUUUUCUUUUUCAAGCCUGGAUUUGAAGAUGAAUCAAGUUUCGACCGUUCACCCAUUCUCCGGUACUGUGCAGUGUCGUCUAUUGAACACAGUCAUAAGACAGUUGUUUCAGACAUUAUGUGGAUACCUGAUCAUAUGGAGGUAAUCAGGAAGCUGAAUUUGCCAGAAUAAUCACUGACUUCAUCUCUGCAAAUAAUACUAGGAUUAACCCUUUUUUAUUAAUCUGUUGUUUUAUUUAAGAUUAAUAAAAAAACAGAUCGUUUUUGAAAAAUGUUGUUAGCAUGAGCGGAAAAAGCAUAUGAAAAUUAUGCAACCUGUGAAUUUUCAGCCGUAUAUCUCAAAAGUAGCGAUUGCAACGGCCGCCGAAAAUUGGAAGGAUUUGAAUGAGAAAAACAACUCUUGCCACCCAGUUACGCUUUUAAGUGGUUUUCCAUACAACGCGUUGUAAAUUCUGAAAAUUUUUUUUUCGUUAAAUCUUUUCCCUUACGCAUCUAAGGGCUCAAACUGCCUGUUAUGAAUUAAAGGGAGAUUUGAGCUCCGUAAUGCUUAAGGAAAUAUUUCACGACAGUUUGAAAAUGUCGUAACUUACAAGGAUUUGUAUAGAAAACUAUUCAAGCGUGACUGGGUGGCAAGAGGCUUUCUUCGCCGUUCUUUUACUCUCUUAAAAUGCUUUUAGAACAAAUUUCAACGAAGAUUUUCAUGGUGAAAUGUUUUAAGAACCCGCCAAUUAUUUGUUUCAUUACUUUUCUUAGGGUUUAAGAGUAAUUCGCGCGCACAAGCGUUAUUGCAUAGCACUGUAAAAUUGUUUGAUAUCUGUAGAGGUAUAUUUUUUCAAGUUUCAUUGGCUGGGUAUAUAACCCAGACAAUCCACCCUCACUUCGGUGAAUAAUUUUUCAUUAUAAAACGUUAUAUGAAUGGCCGUCUUCACACUAGAAACGGAUCAUGAUCCAUCUUCAAAAUCCGUCAAAAUUGACGGAAAAAAGGAUGGAUAAAGUCAGGCGGAUUGUCCAUCCAAAAUUAAGACCGUUCCAUUUUCAAAUUGGCCAUUUACACUUAGAGGUAAUGUGACAUCGUUUUUAUGAAAAUGAAAGUUAUAUGAUUUUGCCUUCGAAAAGCGAUUAGAGGGUCAUAUCUUAAACAAAAUAAUAGAGAUUUGGUUUUUCAAACCCGCACCAUUUUCUUAAAAUGAGUAAGUUGGUAGCUGGUCACGUGAUCUCUUUCUGGACACAAAUUUUGCACUUAAACUUCAAGGAAAAUGUUGAUACGAUGAUGUGCUAACGUUUACAGCACAUCUGUGCGUAACUAUCAAACGUUUAACAAGAUAUAAGCAAAGAGUAGUUUUGGCCGCCAUGUUGGAGGGCAAGAGUAUGCCCUCCAACAAGGCGGCCAAUACAAAUCAUACUACUUUGUUGAAAAAGUGCCAUAAAAUAUCUCCUUUAAAUGCGUUUCCUCUCAAAUUUCGGGUGUAAGAUAAUUUUUAUGUGCUCUGUCAAUUUUUGGCAUCAGCAAGAUUCCAACUCAUUGUUUCAAAGAAGUGUUGGUCACGUGACCUCUUAGUGCAAGUGGCCUAUUAAGGUGGCUCGACACAGUUUUUCAGGGUCAAUACCUCCCAAGUUUGAGCAUAAACUACAUCGCCAUAAACAAAGUUUUGGGAAAACUGCCACCACAGUUGUAUUAGAUAAAGAUGAAAAUUUGUUAUGAUCAGGGUUGCAACGGCAUCGGAGUUGUCAUAGCAACGAAAUGAUUUCGCUUAAACUUCACGAACGUCGAGGCCGCUAUUGGAGGAAAAAGCUCCCGUGAACGAUUUUGAAAGAACAGUUCCUAGUGCCGAGAUAUGCUGCUGCAAGUAAAAUAGGUAAUAGCGUCAUUUCGUUGCUAUGACAACUCCGAUGCCGUUGCAACCCUGAUCAUAACAAAUUUUCAUCUUUAUCUAAUACAACUGUGGUGGCAAUUUUUUCAAAACUUUGUUUAUGGCGACGUAGUUUAUGCUCAAACUUGGGGGUAUUGGCCCUGGAAAACUGUAUCGAGCCACCUUAACACGUAUUAUCUGUCUGACCCGAUUUAUCCAACGGAUAACCCGUCUCAGACGGAUAAUCCGUCUCUAGUGUGAAUCCAGCCAAUUUAUAUUUAUUAAAAGUUGAGGAAAGAAGAGCGAAAAAAUGUACAAACGAACGACAAUAACAUCAAGUGUGUUUCAUGUUUGUUAAUACAGUAUUAGAAUAAUUGUCAUCCACAAAAGUAAGCCUAACAACUGGUUUAAUUGCAUGUGUCUUCAGAUCGGGCGGAUGGGAGUCGUAGUGGAAAAUAAAACACAGCAGUGUAAUCAGUUGAUGUCAUGUGCGGCUGAUGGGUGAGUACCAUAUGAAAAUAGUGUUAAGUUCUCCAAACUAUUCGGAUAAGAAAAAGUUGACAUCUGAUUCCAUACUAUUAACUCCUGAAAAUCGAUGAUCUCUUUAAAAGAUGAUGCCCGAGAAUUUUGUGCUGUUAUUAAUUGAUUGUGACCAGAAGGCACUGUAUGAAAAGCUUUAGUACUAAAGCCUAUCACCAUCUAAUUCGCAAAUUCAUUGUUUGAUGUUUAAUUUGUUCUCAAUGAAAGACUGACAUUUUGUCGUGAUUUGCACUGUUUCUCCUGUUUCUGUUUCAGCUGUUGGCAUUCUGUCUGAGAAAGUUAACAUUUUUUGAUACCCAAAAGAAACGACUCCCCUACGAUAGAAACGAGAAUUGUUACUCGGAAACUAACAAAUUAACCGUACACAUAUCAUGACAAUGUAACUCUCUGUUUUAUUUGCUUUUUAAACUUUGCCUUACUCUGAAGUGGUAUGUUUAGGCAAAUAUUCAGUGAAGUGAGGCAGAAUUGAGUACAUUGUAUACUGCACAGUCACAUGAUGUAUUAUUCGGCAUUCCUUUUGAUCUUAACAAGUAAUAUUCUAUAUGAUCUGUGUUAACUAUAUCUGCACAGAGCGAUCUUUCUUCGUAUUUUGACCUUGAAAAAUGGUUUUCGUAAGUGCUCGGGUUUUUUUUAUCAGCCAGUGGUUUUUUCUUUUUAAAAAGAUCAAAACUUGGACUCGCCGACACCAAGGAAAACUGUAAGAUUAGCGACUGGAAUGCGUUGUAUCGCUAAACCGACCAAAAACUGCGCGCAUUUCAGUAACCAUUUCCAGGUCAAACAAAAACAGUUCUAACAGGAAAAGAAGAAAUUGAGGCCACCGUACUCCAUUUCUCUGUGUAUGAGUUGUAACAGUCCACGAUUUAAAAAAGUAAACAAACUAAUGUUAAGUGUGGCCGGUUGUUUUGUUUCUAUGUAGGACUGUUCUUGUUUGGGACACACGGCCAAGCAAGUCUGCUGCACCCACUCAAACUGCUGCUGGUCAUAACCACCCAGUUGGAAUUCUUCCCACAUUUAAACACCUGGAUUUAACAUGGAAGCCUGUCCUCAGGGUAAUUUUAUAAUCGCUACUUGAAUAGCUUAGCAAACUCGUGUGUGUAUGUGUGUGUGUUACUACGUGAAAGCUAUUUGUCACUUUUAACUGCUGCGGCUUGGUUAUACCACGGAGAUGCUGCUCUGAUGAGGGACCACCGCUUAAAAAUCACUACUUGAUUUCCAUUAUAGCGGCCAACUCAUGCUCCAGAGGACCCUUCUCCAAUUAUCUAGGAUAAAAUAAACACACCAGCGUUGAACUUCGUUGUCUCGGCUUCGUUGCUCGUUUUUCGCAUGAUUUAGAUAGAAGAGGGUCUGCUACUCAGGAUAACUAAGAACACUAAUGUUAAAAAAUUUUGCAACCCGCCCAAAUUAAAGCAAUAGCGUUAUGAUCGGCGCUAGGGAUAGAGCCACCCUUGUGCCUCUCUGUUCCGAGGGGUGGUAUAUUCAAUUGACGUUGACUGUGAGGUUGUUAUUUUGCGCAAAACAGUACUGUACAAGUAGAGUGUAUGUCUAACGUGGGUGCAGUUUGUCCGGUGACUUACGAUCUUGUUCACACUUAGAGUCACGUCCUUCCUGACGCGUAACGUUUCAAACAUAGUGUUUUUCUCGACUAAAAAGCCAGAUUUCUUUUAUGCAUGCUGCUGAAUAACUGGCAAAAGCAUCUCAAAUACAUAGAGGCGAUGCAUACACUUACUCUAGAAGUGGCCCUUAUCCAUACUGUAGUGAGUCCAUUCUAUCGAUACAAUAGACCAGCCUUUUGGACACGUAAGUGGCUAUUCUACUUAAAGAAGAACUAUAACUGACAGGGAUAAGAGAGAGCUUGAGCAACAACGACGGCGACGGCGACGGCUACGAAAACGUCACUUAAAAAGUGAAGUCGCGCUGCUUCAAACUCUAUUGGACUUGUUCCAUCUCCUUCAAUUCGUCAAGAGUUGCAGUUUUUCUCUGGAGAUUAAUUUUAAAAGACUGUCUCGAAGUUCAGGGAAGAAAAAAGAAAGUCGUCUUGUGUUCACGUCCUCCCCAAAACGUGAAAUUAGGCAGUUUCACGUCGUAGUCUUGCAGUGAGUGACGGCAACGACAGGUAUAAGAAAGCAUGAUGCACGUGCCGAGUUGUUGUUUUUGCCGAUCUAAACCUAUUGCUUUUUAGCCGUUCUCGUUGACGUAACCGUCGUUGUUGCUUAGGCUUCCUAAUUUCUAGGGAGACCUAUUUGAUUUACAGUAGCUUUAUUUACAAGUAUAACUAGACGUAAUCACUGAUGAAGGAUCCGCGUUCGUCACUUACGCAAACGAAAUCGAGUCGAAAGGAGUCCAGUUUCCUGACCGUGAUGCCCUUGAUAAAAUCUGUAGGGACGGCCAAUCGGCAGUCGCCCGCAACACCUCGGAAAUUUGUGUCUUUGUACCACAGGAACAUCAAGACUUAUUAGGAUACGUUCUGAAGAACAUUGGGCGUGUUUAUUGUUACUUAGGUUACCGUAUCGCACGUUUCUGGUGGUGGUGAAUUUGGACCAAGUGUUUUCAGUAUUUCAGAACGUCAAGGUGCAAGAUCAGCCACUGGUGAGUUGUAACUGCAUGUGACCGUCCAUAUAAUAGCCUAGGACUUUUUGUUCGAUGAAAGGCCCAUUAUAGUUACAGGGUCUGGCCCUCUUGUGAAACCUAGUCAUGCCUAGUUGGAGUUAAAAAGUCUACAGUUUUUGGUACACAUAUGUACAGAAUUUCCUGGUGAUAUUCAGUUAUUGUUGGAAGAAUCUCUUUGCCUGAUUGAUACGUUGGUGGACACUAAAUUGAAGAUAGUCGAUGUCAGUUUAAAGUGGUGUACUUGUGUCUUCUUUCAUCAUCAACGCGUUCCUUACCGUCCCAAAUAUCCCAAACACAGCGCUGAAAAGAAUUACAUAAGAUGUCUUUGUUAUGUGGGAUACUCUGUAAACUACAACUGUAUUACCAGUAAUGGAAUCCUUUUUUAACAUUCCAACUUCUGUGAUAUUUUAGCACUUAAACCACCUGAAGAGAAAGAAUCCACGGUUACUUCCAAUUUAUCAUCUAGUAUUUCCAAGGGAAAGGAUCAAGGCAAGCUGCUGGAAAAUGUCAGCUCUAAGUUUUUUGUUGGCACUGAGGUGAGCUGCUUUGUACACUGUGUAAUUUUACCAGAAUGCACUAAAAUGAUGAGCCAGAGUCCUCGGGUUGCUUGGUGCGAAAUGUGAUUAAAAGGAUUGUUUAGGGGUGAACCGUUACAAAUGACUUCACACGAAUUGUAAACAGAUAAUUUAUGAGAGAAAAAUCAGGUAAAGGCAAUGAAAAAGGUAUCCAGACCGCUUAUUUAUAACUUGACCGCUAUGCUCCCUGUAUUUCAGUAAGAAACCAAUUGUGCUUCUCUAGACCUGUGACUUGUGACCUGCAAAAUAAACCCUGCUGUUAAUAUACAACUUGAAUCUGGUGUCUAACUGAGAUUUUGGUUGCAAAAAAAACUUGAGAUUCUUUAAAAGUCAUGCCAUGUAUACACUCAGGCUUUUAGGUUUAAGUAGAUAACUAAUGUCGAUAAUUUGAAAUAUGUUGUGAACAUGCAAGGGCCCAGGUAUGCUUGUUUCAUGACAGGUGGGGCUACGCGUCUCACUUUGUUUGAACUGUACUGUGUUCUGUUUUGAAUUUAGGAAGGCGACCUCGUCUACAUGGACUGGAAACCUGAAAAAGAUAAUGAUAGUGGCAAAAUAGUCAGUAAGUGCCGCUUAUUUUAUUGCUAAGUAUUUCUGCUUCUUAUAAUAGCAAUAAUGACUAUUUAUUAAGACUCACUGCAGCAAUAUACAGAAUGGCUGAAUUACAGAGCUAUUUACAAAACAUAUAAUACUAAAAGAUAAUACAAUAAAUCCAAUAAAUACUAGAAAAUAUAAUUGUACAAGCCACUAGGUAUACUUGCGUGACAAACUCUUGCGUGCGCUUGAUCCUACAGGUAGGACGCGUGGAGCGGCUAAUGCCAGAUCUAAGAUUAUAAUUAUGCACAACCUCCUCCUGUUUGGGGAGCAUAAAAUGCAAGGGGUGAUUCUCAUUCCGGAAUCUAUCAAUAUAAACCUGGCAUAAAUGAGCGCGUCUGUCACUUAGAGUUGUUAAAUUAAGGGCAUUUUUAAAAUGCCUCGUUGUAAUUCAUUAAAGGAAAAUGAUGCGCAUAGCCCUUUUCUUAAUGCUCUCAAUCUUAUAAGAUAGAAAAUCUGGUAUAUUUUGCCAGACAGGGGCAGCAUAUUCUAGAACAGGACGAACAAUGGUUGUAUAAACCUUAGCCAGUGAAGCUGGAGGUGCACCACAUUGCUUAAGGACCAAUAAAGAGUAAAGCCUCCUGUUUCCCUUUUGCACUAUAACUUCUACAUGAUGGUUCCAUUUCAGGUCAUUACUUACAUAAACGCCUAGUAACUUAUAUGUCAUGACUCUCUCAAUUGUGUUACUACCAAUUACAAUAGCUUCUUUCAAUCUUGCCACUGAUGACAUUAAAUUAUAUUAUUUUAAUUGUUGUGUUUAGCUCCCCGCCCUGAGCAGGUCUGGGCAGCCCAUGAUGGUCCUAUAUCCUCUCUUCAGAGGUCACCUUUCUUUAGAGAUAUCAUCCUCACUGUUGGUGGAUGGACAUUUGCAAUUUGGAAGGAAGGCGUUACGGUACAGUUUCUAGUUUUUACUCUUAAGUGUACCGGAUGGAUUGAAAACUAAAUGUGCAUGAGUAAAAGAGGUCACAUUUUAUUUCUUUGAUUGUUGUACUAUAUAGGGUGGACCUCUUCUUCAGUCAGCGAGUCAUCUAAUGAGGCUAACAAGAGGACACUGGAGUCCUUCUCGGCCAGGUACAAUAAGAUGGGAGGGGUAUUAGUAACCAGUUACUGUGUAUCUAGGAUGAAAGGUUUUACGAUAGGUUUGUUAACAAUGCAAUUCAAAUAACUAAAAGUUCUUUAACACUCGUUUAGUGAAUCAAUUGCUUGGUUUAUCCGUAAUUUAUCAAAUACUUUUGUCGAUGUAAUGACAUCGUUUUUUUGCCGUUGGUUAUUUAACAAUUAGUGAAUGAGGGUGAGUAGGAUGUGAAGAAUUAUGCAGAUUUCGGAGGGUGUUAUCCACCGAGUCUAAAACUUACGAAAGCCGAAUUCGUUGAUUACUUUAUUAUCCAUUCAAAAUAACUCUUAAUUUAAAAACAAGUUAAAACAUGCUUACCUUCGUCGAUGUUAAGUUCACCUCGAUAGUGCAUGUUUAGAAGAUAAAGGGCUGUUCAGGUCUGCAAAUAUACUCCAAAUAGCAGAUGUCGUCCGUCGAGUUCUCUUCUUGCUAUGUUUUUAGACUAUAGUUCGUCGUGAAACGAGUAAAAUGUUCCGCCGGCUGUUCGGCCAUUUUCCUUUGCACAAUCAAAACAACUCAACCUCGUCCCCAGGUCUUCUCGGUUAACGGUGCAUUAACCUGCAACUGUGCUGCGCUUUUGACGUCAUCGGUUGAUUAAUCGAAAAAUUCUUCCAAAUUUGGUCAACAGUAGCUGGUUAUGGUGAAUUACGCGUGUGCUUUUAGCCAAUUAGAAACGGAGAAAUAUUUUGAAUGAAUAAUAAUGAAAUUUAAUAAUCUUCGUGAGUAGUCUAGAAAAGGAGGGAGCCCUGGGAACGAGGCUGAACGAAGAAUGAAAUUUUCCUUGCAUAGCUUAGCUGAGUUCUGCUGCAGUGAGUAACACAUUAUUCUUUCCGUUCUUAGGGGUGUUUUUCAUCACUAAAACAGACGGAAAUGUAGACGUAUGGGACCUUCUUGACAGGUAUGUGAUUGUGAAAGAAAUUUGUCGUUUAAGGCCAAUAGGUCAUUUGUACGAUGACGUCGUUUUAUUACAUGUUCUACGACCAGAAUCCUUCAGGCUUUUGCUUUUUGUGUAAAUUAGGGCUUUUGUCAUUUUAAUCACGCUUGGAUUGCCAAAUUUAAAUAUAUAAUAAUACAUACUGCAUUAUUAUAUGGGAAAUCAAAAGAUACAAGCUAAAGAGGGAGAUAUUUUAUGGUGGAAAAAAAAGGAUUUGUCUAUUUAUUCGGUUAUGUUACUCAGUUUUGUUGUUAUUGUUAGGUCACAUGAGCCUUCGUUAACACAGAAUGUUACUGCUGCUCCGAUUACAACAAUUGCACCUCAUCAAGUCUCAAGUGAGUUUGAAACAAGCAUAAUACAUGAAGUAUAGUAAAUACUUUUGUUAAAUGAAGAUAUGAUCGUCGCAGUGGUAAUUGCAAUUUAAGCAAUUGCAAAUUAACCCGAAAAAAGUUUCACAUAUCCAAAGGGGUUUUAAGUGCGAAAUACAUUAAAACAAAUAGUAGCAAUUAAAACCUAUUAGACUUACUGCUUGAAUUCGCUGUGACGAAGAGUAAGGGCUCCGGCCCCAGUUGUUCAAAAGCUGGAUAGCGCUAUCAACCGGAUAAAUCACUAUCCAACGGAUAAGUGUUAGGGAAACCAAUUGCACUAUCCAAUGGAUAGUGAAUUAUCCGGUGGAUAGCGUUAUCCACCUCUUGAACUACUGGGUUCUGAACGUCAGUUUUUCAAUCUUGUUACGGUGGAAAAUUUGACUUUGUCGACUCGUUUGAAAAAAAAAGCCAGUACUGAAAACUUGUGUACUAUUUAUGACUGCUCAGUUGUUCGGAGGUUGGAAAGCUCUUUCCACCUGGUUAAUCACUAUCCAGUGGAUACACGUUUCGUAUUAGGUAGAUCACUUGGGUUAUCUACUGGACUGUAAUUUGUCCAAUGGGUAGCAUUAUCCACCUUUUUAACUACUGGGUGGUGGUUGCGAUGCAUUAUGACCUGUCUGCACCUACAAGCCAACUUGUCUUGAUUGUUUGGUUGUUAGGUAAACAGCAGCUUUUAGCUGUGGGUGACAGUAUGGGCACGUUACAUGUCAUGGAAGUACCAUGGAAUCUCAGACACCCAUCAGCUAAUGAGGUAAACUGUACAACUGUUAUUUUC